AUGGCGGACGAAGUGGGAGAUUUGAUUAUCAAGUUUGCGAAAGACGAGUUUAAAAUAACUGGCUUGUUAUCUACAGACACCGUAAAAGACCUUAAAGAAGCUGUCUAUAGAGUAACUUCAGUGCAACCCAACCGUCAAAAGCUGCUUGGAUUGAAAAUGAAACCACAUGAACUUACAGAUGAGACAGUACUAGCUGUACUGAAGUUACGACCAAAUAUGAAACUCAUUUUGAUGGGAACAAAAGAGGAGGAGAUUGAGAAGCUAACAGAUACUCCUGCGGAUUUCCCUGAAGUUGUCAAUGAUUUUGACAUUGAAGAAGAGGAAAUUGCUAUUGAAAACAGAGAGGAGUACCUAGCCAAGAUUGAAAGACGUGUGAAGACAUAUAGAGUGAACACCCUGAAUGAAUGUCGACCUGGGAAAAAGCUUCUUGUUCUAGACAUCGACUACACAUUGUUUGACCACAGGUCAACAGUGGAGCAGGCAAAUGAGCUCAUGAGGCCAUACUUGCAUGAGUUUCUUACGGAGGCUUACAAAAACUAUGACAUUGUGAUAUGGUCUGCUACAGGAAUGAAGUGGAUUGAAACAAAACUAAACCUGCUCGGUGUCUCCUCUCACCCAGAAUAUAAAAUUUGUUUCUACCUGGAUGCAGAUGCAAUGAUCUCCAUACACACACCAAAAUAUGGUGUCAUAGAGGUGAAGCCCUUGGGUGUAAUCUGGGGCAAGUAUGAGCACUGGAGUGAGAAAAACACUAUCAUGUUCGAUGAUGUCCGUAGAAAUUUCAUCAUGAACCCACAGUCAGGUUUGAGGGUGAAAGCUUUUCGCGAUGGACCAGUGAACCGUUUCAGUGACACAGAGUUGCUCAAACUGGCAGAAUAUUUAAACUGUAUAGCUGACCUGGAUGACUUUACAGUGUUGGAUCAUAGAAAUUGGAGAGAUUACAGGAAAAAACCAGCUCACAAACAAGUGAAAAGUGGGGAGUCAAGUAACAAGAGUAGGCAACUCCAGUCUGACGAUAGCACGUCUUGA
Candidula unifasciata is the source of this 1026-nucleotide messenger RNA. Lineage: Eukaryota; Metazoa; Mollusca; Gastropoda; Stylommatophora; Geomitridae. The record is from the annotation of a GenBank genome assembly.